GUUCGAGGUGCUUGGUUGUUGUUUUCUGCAUUUCGUAAUUUCGUUCAGGUUUGGCGUCGGUAUACACAAAACGCACAAAACAGUUCUAUCAUUUUGAUACUUCCAAGGGAAUCCGGGACUUUUCUUAGUUAUUUCAAGGUUAAAUACAGACCUUUAACGUAAUAAAAGCUGCUCCAUCGUUCGGGAUAAAAUCCAAUAGUCACUGAAGCAACGUUCACACGAAUUCCGUCAUUCUUGUGUUUUUGGAUGAAAAAAUCUAAAUUUAGUGCAGAGAAGUGAACAGUUCUGAAGUGUAUCGGAAGCGAGACCGCGAGCAGUUGAAGUGUAGGGAAGCAAUACAACUUCCAGCCUGUUUGAGACGAGCAUUUAGAAUCAAACCGCUGUGGCGGAGUCGCUAAACGUUGCUGCUGUUUGUGUGGCGGAAGUGAGGAACUACCCCAAAGCAAAAAAAAAAUCUCGCGAAGCACAGCCGAUUCGCGCGUAUAUGUAUAAAGCAAAAAAGUGAUUGUACUAUGAUAUCAUUGCGACGCUGGCCAGGAGUUUGUGUAUAGCUAUCAUAUUCACUGUACACUAGCAUCGCUCAGCAGCACCGUCCUCGUCGGUGCCGUGCCAGUUCGGUGUCGAUGAUAGCGUGAAGCAGUAGAAAGAAAACUGCUCGGAUUCGACGAUUCGAUACGUGCAUAGGUACGAGUAGAAAACAGUAUAAACCUAUCAGCGUUAUUGUCUGUGUUGACUUUUGAGGUCAGUGAAAAUGUACAAUUAUUGCUUCAGCUGCAGCAGAUACAACGUCGGCGAAGUGGAGUAAAAGUUUCGUUAUUUGAAAAUAUAAGCACUUUUUGCGUUCAGAGAAAAGAAUUAAUCGUGCGGGAAUACACGAUACAUAAUACGAUCGUGCCGCUGUAGAGGAUUAUGAGCUCAAGAUUCCCGAAGUUUCAAAAACCGGAUGACGAUUCCUUCUCAUCAGAACGUGACGCAGCCCCAUCCGAUGAUCACGUAACCUCGUUCGUGUUCAACGCGCAUCACUCGCUCAACCUUGCCGCACAGCGUGAACGUCUUCCGAUCCGGCAGUACCGCGACCAGAUCCUCUACUGCCUUGAGAACUACCAGACGCUGGUGCUGGUCGGCGAAACCGGUUCCGGCAAAAGCACACAAGUACCACAGUACCUGUACGAAUUCGGAUGGCACACGAAGGGUCUAAUUGGCAUCACCGAGCCGCGCCGAAUCUCGGCCAUCACGCUGGCCGAUCGGGUGGCUUCGGAACGGGGAGAGCUUACCGGCGAUACGGUAGGCGUUUCGAUACGUUUUGUGUCGAAAUGCAACGUGGAGAGCACCAAAAUUAAGUACAUGACCGAGGGGAUUCUACUGCGGGAAAUGCUGGCCGAUCCGUUGCUCACCCAGUACAGCGUCAUUAUCGUGGACGAAGCACACGAGAGAAGCGUUCUCACCGAUACUGUGGUAGGGUUGCUGAAGAAAAUCAUUCGUAGAAGGAGUGCCCUGAAGGUCAUCAUUUCAUCCGCUACGGUUGAUGCGGAACUCUUCCAGGAAUUUUUCAACUUGAAGAAAAAGAAAGACGAGAAGGACACCUCGGUCAUACUUUCCGUGGAAGGUCGCAUGUAUCCCUAUGAGGUGUUUUAUUUGCAAGAACCUUGUCCAGACUACGUGAAGGGAACAGUGGAAACGGUAAUGAAAAUCCAUCGUAGUGAGAAACCGGGGGACAUUCUUGCGUUCUUGACGGGGCAGGAAGAAGUGUUAAAGGCACUCGAUCUUUUGCGUGAGCAUAAGGAGGCUAGUGGGAAAGAUGACUUGACAAUACUUCCCAUGUACGGAACGUUAUCCAACACGGAUCAGUUGAAAGUUUUUUUCAACGCCCCUAAGGGAGUUCGGAAAGUCAUUUUAGCUACAAACAUAGCGGAGACUUCCGUGACAAUUCCAGGAAUUGUUUAUGUAAUUGAUUGCGGAUUUGUAAAGUUGAACUGGUAUUCAGCCGAGAGCACCACUAACAGUUUGGUAACAGUACCGACUAGCAAAGCAGCCGCGGAACAGCGAGCUGGUCGAGCUGGAAGAAUUCGCAGCGGGAAAGUGUACCGUCUCUAUACCGAAGAAGAAUGGGAUAAACUACCUGAUUAUACUCCACCGGAAAUGCGCCGAACCGAUCUCUGCAGUACGGUUCUAUUUCUAAAAGCAUUAGGAAUUGAUAAUAUCUUGCGGUUCACGUUUCCUUCACCUCCGCCGGCUAAGAAUCUGCUGGCUUCACUGGAGACUUUGUUCGCUCUGGAUGCACUCGACUCCGAUGGAAAACUAACGUCCCCGGUUGGUUACUUCCUAGCAGAAAUGCCUAUUAAUCCAAUGUUGGCUAAAAUGUUGUACAACGCCGGCGAGAUGGGAUGCUCAGAGGAAAUUCUUAUUAUAAUAGCCAUGCUGCAAGUUCAAUCAGUUUUCUCGAAACCAGUGAGCGGCCAGGCAUCUAUACGAGCCCGUGUUGCAAAGCGUAAUUUUGAAGUUGCUGAAGGAGAUCUGAUCACACUUCUGAAUGUGUAUACAGCUUUUGUUGAAAAUGAUCGCACGAAAGAAUUCUGUGGACGAAAUUUUUUGAUUUAUCGGAAUUUGAAACGCGCACAUGAAAUCAAAACCCAACUUUGCAACAUGCUGGAACGAGAAUUAAACAUACCACUGCUUUCUUGUGGUGACAAUGUGGAAACUAUAUGCCGCUGCAUUGUGUCAGGAUUUUUUCCAUAUGCUGCUUAUUUGCAUCACUCUGGAGUUUACAAAACGGUACGAGGUGACACAGAGCUUUCGAUUCAUCCACUUUCGGCUUUGUAUACCGUAGAACAGCCACAAUGGGUUGUAUUUUGUGAACUGUUGCAUACUACCAAAUUGUUUAUGAAGGAUAUCACAGUUAUUAAGCAAGAAUGGCUCACAGAACUGGCACCUCACUAUUACCAUAAAGUUACGGUCGGAAGAGAUAUUUUCUAA
Sabethes cyaneus is the source of this 2973-nucleotide messenger RNA. RefSeq names its product probable ATP-dependent RNA helicase DHX35. Gene Ontology annotation, molecular function: ATP hydrolysis activity; RNA binding. Bases 910 to 2973 code for a protein of 687 amino acids. The record is from RefSeq and is a predicted model, not a curated record. Lineage: Eukaryota; Metazoa; Arthropoda; Insecta; Diptera; Culicidae. The transcript has 5 exons. Gene Ontology annotation, cellular component: catalytic step 2 spliceosome; intracellular anatomical structure.